Molecule: messenger RNA, 3179 nt
Organism: Triplophysa dalaica
Lineage: Eukaryota; Metazoa; Chordata; Actinopteri; Cypriniformes; Nemacheilidae
Gene: dlgap5
Product: discs, large (Drosophila) homolog-associated protein 5
Exons: 20
Coding region: 123-2933 (936 amino acids)
Biological process (GO): kinetochore assembly; mitotic spindle organization; regulation of mitotic cell cycle
Cellular component (GO): nucleus; cytoplasm; spindle pole centrosome
Molecular function (GO): microtubule binding
Source: RefSeq, a predicted model, not a curated record
CGCCAUCUUGCAUGUUAUGUACUCGGGGAAGGUAAACGUUGGUUUAUUGAGUGUAAUCACGACGGGAUUAUUUCAUAUUUGAUACAGAAUUUUGCGAUUUCAGCGCCUCAAGAACAGCAAGGAUGGAGUCUCGCUUUGCUCACCUGUACAAGCGGGACAGCAGUGUGUCCAUGAUCAGAAUGAAGCUGUCCAGACGCAGGUCUCAGUCUCAGAAAGAGAACCGGGGGAAGAUGCAGAACCUGCGCAGAAACCUGGACCAGCUGCCGGAGAUCGAGCUGUCAAUGGAUGCAUCCAGCAUCAUUCAUACACAAGGCGAUGCAUCCAAAACAAUGGCUGUUAAAGCUGAGGAAAGGAAGAAGAUGCUCGCACGCUACAAGGAGAACAAGAUGUUGCAGAAAGACAAAGAAAAGAGGGAGAAAGAAAAGAAAAGUGUUUUUAAGGUCGGCCUGUAUAAACCACAGCCGCUCGGGUAUCUGCCUUCAAACUCUACUGGAACAGGUAGAGGAAAGAUGAUCACAGAUCCUAACCAGUCCACAAGAGUGACCCGAUCUAUGAUGCAGAAUCAAAAGCCAGCAGUUGAAAGGCAAGCUGCUCCCAAGAAAGUGGAGAUGGCACCACCCAGCAGAGCUCAGACCAAGAACAACUCAAAACCUUUGACCUCCACUAAAGGCAGAAUAGCCACAGUUGAACCUGUGAGGCCUCCAACCACACGAUCAUCUGCAAAAGCAAAACCGCCACCUGUGGCUAAACCGGUUGCUGAUUCUAGAGCACACAAAACAAGAUCGACUGUUAAAUGUCCUGCAGCGCCCUCUACAGGCGAAGAGAAAGCUUUACAAGGCGACACAAAACCAAAUCCUGGAAAUAAGGGAAAAAAUCAGCCUGCUGAAACGAAGACCUCCGUUGAUUCUGUCAGUUCAAAGAGAGCGGAGGAACCCAAAGCUACUCCUUCCUCAUUUGCCCCACAGGGCUUUGUGUUCCAGCCUCCUGAUGGACUGACGUCCUUCCAGCCUGAACCUCUCUCUCCACGUUCAGCCAUUUCCUUCCUCUCACCGAGCUUUGAUUUUGAAGCCAACAUGCAGUCCACCUUCCCAUCUUCAAAAGCUCUUCUCCCAGCUCCUUCUGUCUCUUCCCCCCCAACUUCUUUAUCUACACCUCCACCAGAUCAUCUUUCCAACCCUCUCCCAGCAUCCUCUCCUCCUCCUGUCCCUUCGUCCCCUCAGCCAUCAACCCCAACUGCAGCAUCACCUUCAUCAGUUCCUCUGGAGCCUCAGCAUGAUGUUGCUUAUUUCAGGGCAGUGAUGGUCAGCGAGACCGAAAAUUUGACUGGUUUGUCUGAAUUGUGGAAGUCACGAUUCGAUGAUACUUCUAUCCCAGAAGAGACAAGAGACCUGAUGCGCACUGCUGUGGGUCAGGCCAGACUGCUGAUGAAAGAACGAUUCAGUCAGUUUAGCGGGCUUGUGGAUGACUGUGAAUUGGGCCGCGGAGAAAAAAUAACCACCUGUACUGACCUGCAGGGCUUCUGGGACAUGGUUUACUUUCAGGUGGAAGAUGUUAAUAAGAAAUUCAUCGCCUUAAAGGAGGCAGAAGCAAGAGACUGGAAGGACCUGGAAGUUAGACCUGCAGCCAGAAAAAGAGUUGUCAAAAAGCCUCCUGUCGCUGGAGGGAAGCCUGUAGCAGGUGGAGGUGCGAGUGCUGCAGCUAAGAGUCGACUAGCUGCUGUAAAGGCGGCUAUGAAAGCCAAGCAAGCAGAUCGGAAAGCUCCUGAGACCUCAGACAACAACCAGGAUGCCUCGAGUUCUGCCCCUGCGGCCUCUGCCAACCCACUGCCUGUUCAAACUGUGGUGUUUCAUGGAGGCUUUUUUCAGGUGGAAAGCCCAGUCAAGCCAUCAGGUUUGGUUAGACGAUCGUCUCGAAUCAAUGCUGUCUAUACACCACCGUGCUCCAAGUUUACCACUCCAAGCAGGCGGUGCAGAUCAAACGCAGUUUCUCAUGCCUCUCCUCUCCCCUGCACACCUUCUCGAAACCUCUCUGACGUAUUACCCAUUUCUACUCCUCAACAUUCUGCUGAGCCCCUGCCACAGACACCCAAAGCCCCUCAGAUCAGCCCUGAACACAACCAAACUGUAGACGUUUCACCAGACACAGAGUUCUGUUACAACAACCCACCUCAGUUUGAUUUAAGCCUUACGACCUGUACCUCACACAUUCAAUCAGAUAACAGCAGCAGCGCACCAGAAAACAGUCUAGCCGUCCAGUCACAUGACGCACCCAGCCAGUCAGAAACAGAGCUUCCUGUUGAUUCUUCAGAACCCUGUCCUGAGCUUGCGGAAGACAUUGCAGAGUCUAUGGUGUGUAGCCCUUCCUGCCAAGAGAGAACAGAAGAAAAACUGAUCUCUGAAGAGGGGAUCCCAACUGGAGCAGAAUCAUGUUCAGGUACUAAAGAAGUGAAGACAGAUCUCAGUGUUUGUGGCCCCGUCUCUACAACCCUGACGCCAUCCACACCAGCCAAAGAUCUUGAAGUUUCUACAGCACUCAGUAAUGAGGUUGUCAUUUCAGCUUGUGAUAGUUCUCCAAGCAGUACAGAUGUUGAAAUGACUGGAAAUCAAGAUUGUGAGGGAGAUGUUGGUUUGGACAUUGAGCAUUACCUGCAGCCUUCAGUGAGAUACAGCAUGUCUCCAGUACAGAGGCUUACAGUAGAGAGGUUCUCUCUCGGAGCAGUGGAUGCUGAGAUGGAGAGCCAAGCGUCUCAGGUAGAGGAGCGCACUGUCGAUGUUUUGGAAACCCCUACAGCCCUUCCCAGGAUGCUUUUCACACCCCGGACUGAUCAGUUGUCGGACAAUCUGUUGCUGUUCACCCCAGAGAAGAGGGAGAGAAUGAGACAGUCAGUGUGUGAACACGACCUGAUGACAUUCACACCUCCCACAAAUAAAUAACAGCACAACCAUAGUCAAAUGUCAAAGUUGUCUGAUUGUUUUAUUUUUUUGUUAGGAAAUUAGAUUCAUGUGAUACUAAAGUGUUUUGCUACUCAUAUAUUUUGUACUUUAUAAUACCAUUCGGAUCAAGCUAUAUUUCUAUGCAGUUCUGCCCCAAGAAAAUAUAUUCAGUUUUUUAAAGGCUUUUAAAUAAGUGAACCGUUUGUUUGUUUAAAACCAAUUAAAUCAUUCAUGUAUACAAUUGAA